Rotaria sp. Silwood2 is the source of this 234-nucleotide messenger RNA. The record is from the annotation of a GenBank genome assembly. Lineage: Eukaryota; Metazoa; Rotifera; Eurotatoria; Philodinida; Philodinidae.
AUGGUUUUCGGUUUGAUUGCCGCUGGUGCAGCUGCUGCUGGUGCCCUUGGUCUUGCAAGUAGACAUAGAAAAGAUUCAGCAUGUGACAAAAAAGGCGAACGAGACUAUGAAGAAGAACGAGUGGUUGAAUAUCAUAGUGAACACGGACAUUAUAAUUAUAAUUACAAUUGCAAUUAUUACCCUCCACCAAUGCAAUAUAGUUAUUAUGGAUAUUCUUAUGCUUAUCCUCGUUAA